Contarinia nasturtii (swede midge) is the source of this 2777-nucleotide messenger RNA. RefSeq lists its product as uncharacterized. The transcript has 12 exons. Lineage: Eukaryota; Metazoa; Arthropoda; Insecta; Diptera; Cecidomyiidae. The record is from RefSeq and is a predicted model, not a curated record. The coding region runs from base 22 to 2772 and encodes 916 amino acids.
AAUUGUCUCUCGAACGGAAAAAUGUUCUUUAACAAAAACUUUUUUUGCUGUUUACUGUUUUUGUUUGUAUUUUGCAUAGAGCAAAUGCAGACUCUAUCAAGAAUUGACGAUGAGGUUCCCACAAAAAAGGUCGAAAGAAAACUAUCACGCAAAAAGAGGUAUCUCAUCUUUCCUGUCGGCAGUUCAAUACAAUUAGUCUAUGAUCAGACAAUCACAAUUCCAGAUUACACGCUUUACGUGACGACAGGUAUCACGGUUGCAUUAGCUUACGGUUUGCCGGAUAAACCAACAUAUCCUGAACAGGAGCUAAUGGAACAAUACGAAAAUGGAAAAUUGCCAUUACUAUUACGCAAGGAGGAUAAAAAUGUCACCGAUUUAAAUAGAAAAGGGGAAAUUAAAGCAUCCACCGCAUCAUCGAACAUUGUAAAUAAACCAAACGAUUCGAGUUACUCAAAUCACCAUUACAACGGAAAUGAUGUUAUGAAUCGAAUUGCAAAUUAUUAUAAAUAUCUACAGCGUCGGAAGCCUGAUUCAUACUAUUUCGGAAAUUCGCCAUUGAACCCAGCGAAUUUCAACAAAAAUACCUAUUGCAACACUCGCAAUUGUUCAUAUAAUACAAAUUCCAACUAUUAUUACUCAAAUGUGAAAGAUUAUAAUCGCAAUAGCGAUUACAAUUCAAUGUACAAUGUUCGACCCCCAUAUUCAAGCACAUAUGGUGGUGCUGAUCAAUACAAUGCAUUUGCGAAAUAUUUGAACAAUACAUAUUUUCAACCAUGGCUCAAAUCUGCCACUCAAAUGAAAACCACCACAAUACAACCACCAAAGGCGACCUCGGUAACGGUGAAUAGUACGAAAUCAACAAAAAACCCGGAUUUGAAGCCCGUUAUAAACAAAUUGCAUACGGUUUAUGUGGCAAUGGGAAAACGAAGUGUACGAGAUGCAUCGCUUAGUUUUGAGGAAAAGUUUUAUCUGGAUCAUCAUCGAAAUACACGUCAUAAACUAUACGAAAUGAUCGAAAAAUAUCUUUUUGCCAAAGGGUAUAAUGGAACGGAAUGUGUGUUGAAAACAUUAUGUGAAGUUGGACAAAAGCGUCACGAAACCGAGCCAGGUUCAUUUUUGGCGGAAAUUGUUCGUGUUGUAUUCAGUUUGCCGGUGGCUCAACUACAGCGUGUUGUUCAUAAGCGCCACAUUGAUUACGAUGAUGCACAUCAAACGACUGUUGAUUGUGUCGCCAAAUAUUCGUUAUGUCCGGAUAGCAUUUGGAACGCUGAAGUUAUUAUGGCACGAAAGCAUUCGCAGCUCUCGACAUUAUGUCAUUCAAGUUUGGUUGUUGUUUUUGUCGGCUUUCCGGCUCGUAAAUUAAUUAUUUUCAUGUUGAUGCAUUUGGUAUUGUCACCAUUUAUAUUAAUUACUACGGCCGACACUUUAAAUGGAAGCAGCAACAACAACAACAAUCAAGCAUCUGUGCCGGAUUCGGUUGCCAAACAACAAUUUGGUUCCGCAUUGAAUGUAAAUGCAAAAUUAAAUUGUGUCAAGACGAAAUGCACGCUUGACGGCUCCUUGACGGAUGCCAUCCAGACGAAUGCAGACCAAAGAAAAAGUGCAAACGGAAAUUCAAUUUUGAAGCAAAGUAAUAUCACCGAACACGAAGAACAGCCAUAUGAUGUCGAUUUAUCUACGACGGAAAAUGCAUCAAUACAUAAUCAAUCACGGCAAACAAACCCUUCAAGCGAAUCACAACGGACGAAGCGUGACGAUAGAACUUUUAAUAAAGACGGCGAACGAGUGCUGUCAAGGAAACGCAGAUAUUUGAUCUUUCCUCCCGGGUCUUCCAUGCAAAUCGUUUACGAUACAUAUCACCCGAUUGUUGGGUACAGCAACUACCUUACUCUCGGAAUUACGGCUGCGAUGGCCUGGGAGCUGCCAUCGGAACCGAUUUAUUUGGACGAACAGCUACGUGAUCAAUAUGAAAUGGGCGAAUUACCAUUGCUUCAUCGAAAUGAUAAAAAUGUGACAAAUGUACAAUAUGUGCUUCCGUCGAAAAAGAAUGCUGCCGAUGCAAAUCAUAUCAAUUACUAUACAAAUAUUCCGAAAGAAAAAUUUACAAACGAUAAAAACCAAUACCAAUCACCGUCCAAGUCGUACUAUCAAUCCGGAUACAAACCAUCAUCGUAUAUGGCACAAGCAGCCAAUGCACAAUCCAAUUCAAAUAAAAUCCAACAAUAUAUUUCAUAUGCCGAUAGUUUGAUGAAACAAUUUAAAAAAAUCACUGAAAAAAUUCCACAAAAUCGACCAUUGAGCACAAAAGAUUUUCAGGAAUUUACUAACAUUCUAUCCGAAAAUGUAAAGGCCAAUCGGAAAGUUGAUUCAAACUAUCAGAGACGAACAAACUACGCCCACAUUAUUCAUCCAGCUUUUAAAAAGCGUAGCAUCGAUGAGCUGACACCAUUGGAGAAAUUCGAUUUAAACUUACAUCGGAAUUCACGACAUGCAUUGUAUAAGCAAAUCAAUACAUUUCUUAAAACGCAAGGCAGUAAGGGCGAUCAGUGUGUUUUAAAGAUGUUAUGCGAAACGGGACAACGCAAACAUAAUGUGGAGCCUGAAAGCAUGGUCGUCGAAUUACUUCGAACCGUUUUUACUUUACCAGAACCACUCGAGCCGACCACUCAUCCCAUGCAUGGCAAAUAUGAUGAAGCUCACGCUUCAACAGAAAAUUGUCAACAACUAUAUCCCGACUGUAAAGAAAGCGUUUGGAAUUCAAAAUAUAAGUAAUGACU